Molecule: messenger RNA, 2265 nt
Organism: Sorex fumeus (smoky shrew)
Lineage: Eukaryota; Metazoa; Chordata; Mammalia; Eulipotyphla; Soricidae
Gene: METAP1D
Product: methionyl aminopeptidase type 1D, mitochondrial
Exons: 7
Coding region: 151-1032 (293 amino acids)
Biological process (GO): proteolysis
Molecular function (GO): metalloaminopeptidase activity
Source: RefSeq, a predicted model, not a curated record
GGAGCCGCUCGGCCGCCGCGGCUCCCGCAGUCAGCGCCCCCGCGCGCACGCGCGCUCGCCGCGGGCCGCCCCGGCCGCCUCCGGGGCUUCCGCCCGCCUGCGGCUCAGGGACGGCGCGGGCGGGGUGGCGACCACGUGACCUGCGCCAACAUGGCGGCGCCCAGCGGCGUCCACCUGCUCGUCCUCAGAGGUUGUCAAAGAAUGUUCUGCUCACCACUCAAUCAUAUCUACUUACACAAGCAGCCCAGCAGUCAACAAAGAAGAAAUUUCCUUUUCUGGAGACAAAGAGAUGUUACACACAAUAUAGUUUUGCCGGCUGCAGUUUCUUCAGCUCAUCCAGUCCCUCAGCACAUAAAGAAGCCAGACUAUGUGACGACAGGCAUUGUACCCGGCUGGGGAGACAGCAUAGAAGUGAAGAAUGAAGAUCAGAUUCAAGGGCUGCGUCAGGCCUGUCAGCUGGCCCGGCAUGUUCUCCUCCUGGCUGGGAAGAGUUUGAAGGUUGACAUGACAACUGAAGAAAUAGAUGCUCUUGUUCAUCAGGAAAUCAUCGGUCAUGAUGCCUAUCCCUCACCUCUAGGCUAUGGAGGCUUUCCAAAAUCUGUUUGUACCUCUGUAAACAACGUGCUAUGUCAUGGUAUUCCUGACAGUCGACCUCUUCAGGAUGGAGAUAUUAUCAACAUUGAUGUCACGGUCUAUUACAAUGGAUACCAUGGAGACACCUCUGAAACCUUUUUGGUGGGCAAUGUGGAUGAAUGUGGUAAAAAGUUAGUGGAGGUUGCCAGGAGGUGUAGAGAUGAAGCAAUUGCAGCUUGCAGAGCAGGGGCUCCCUUCUCUGUAAUUGGAAACACAAUCAGGAGUGUUUCUGGACAUCUAUUAUUUUGCCUUUCCUUAUUCGGGCAGAAUCCAAAGGGAGUAAAUAAACAGUCCCCACCUUUAAGCCGGAAGUACUUGGAAUCAUUACAGACUGGAGGUUUACAGACAUCUCUCAACUCAAUCUCAUUUAUUUUAAGAUAUUCACCAUCUUUUGCAUAGCCUCCCUCUAACACGGAAAGGACAUUCAUGCAUCUUUUAGUAGCAGUAUGCUGCCAAACACCUAGUGGUCUUUAUAGAACAUUUUAAAAUUCUCUUCUGAACCCUAAAGGAUUGAAUGAUUUCUCUACAGAGGUACUGGCUAAAAUAGUUUAAUGAUAAGAGCUCUUGAUGUACCCUUUGUUCCAUAAGGGAUAGCUCGUGUGCUUUAGGGAACUGUGUUUCACUCACUAUACCUUCAUCUGCUUUACAAUGUUUCCACACCAGCCCUCUGAGCUCUCUUCCCAGCUCUCAAAAUCAGUAUUUUCGCGAUUAUUUCUAGAUGAUAUCAUCUAUACAUAUGAGAAUAUUGUGAAUGUGUAGAUUCAUGUCACAAAUAUGUGACAGUUCAAUCAAAAAUAAUCUAAACUUAUAGUUGUACGUGUCAUGAUGAAAGUAUCAAUAAAUGGGUUUUAAUGUUUAAUUCAUAAGUAUAUGUUUUGAUAUUAAUUUAGAAGACUAUAAAGCAGAUUUUAAAAAAUAAUCUCUUUCUAUUAGAUUAUGCACAUUUAAACAAUAAGUGGCUCAGGCAAAAUAAGUCAUUUUAAUGUCAUCUGUGAUGGAUUUUUCUUGACAGCUACUGUAAAUUACAAUUACACUGCUUCUCUCUGCGCAUGAAAGUAAGCAUUGCAAUAAAUUAUCUUUUAUUUCAAUCCAUCAUGUCUGCUUUUCAGAAACAGAAAACCUCAAAUAAAACUUCAGCACUAUUGUAAGAAAAAUACAGUAAUUUGUGAUCCAGUUUGAAACAAAAAAAAGUACCGCUUUUUCAGAAAACAGUUGUUGGCUUUCAAAAAUAUUACUAAUUGUACUUAAACAUUCUUUGUCAUCAGAUGGAAUCUCUGGACUUGUGCGUUCCUUCAUUCAAAGACCACUGCUUGAAAUAAAAAUCUGGGAAUGUUACAGUAAAAUCUCAUAACUUAGAAAAACAGUGCCAUUUGCAAUCCUUUAAUUAAAGAUGUGACCAUUUAGAGAUUAGCAUUCUUUAUAGGAUUCGUGUAAGAAUGGUAAUAAAACUAUUUCCAUGGGCCUUUUUAUUUCUGUAGAAGAGUAUGUGCUUAACAAUAGUACGCCUCUGCCCUCUUGGGGAAUGUAUUCUUAGUCACAAAAUGUAGUUGAAGUACAUGAAGAAUUUUAAUUUUUCUGGACAAUACUUCAGUUGAGGAAAAUUGCUUCAUGAAGGGCAAUGAAAGGGAAGAA